Molecule: messenger RNA, 312 nt
Organism: Arabis nemorensis
Lineage: Eukaryota; Viridiplantae; Streptophyta; Magnoliopsida; Brassicales; Brassicaceae
Source: the annotation of a GenBank genome assembly
AUGGAGAGAAUCAGAGAUUUGUCGUCGAAGAAAGCGGCAGUGAUAUUCACAAAGAGCUCAUGCUGUAUGUGCCAUAGCAUCAAGACGCUAUUCUACGAGCUAGGCGCUAGUCCGGCGAUCCACGAGCUCGAUAAGGACCCCGAAGGCCGUGAAAUGGAACGAGCCCUACGUGCCCUCGGCUCAUCAAACCCCGCGGUUCCAGCUGUUUUUGUCGGAGGAAGGUACAUCGGAUCAGCCAAAGACAUCAUCUCGUUCCACGUCGAUGGGUCGCUCAAGCAGAUGCUUAAAGAAGCUAAGGCCAUAUGGUUAUAG